AUGGUCAAUUCAAAAGUUGUUAUCUUGCUGGUUUAUGUGGAUGACAUAGUCAUCACAGGGAAUGAUGAGUCCUUAAUCAACAAUACGAAGACUUUACUUCAUAUUUAUUUCAAGCUUAAAGACAAAGGAUCUUUGAGAUAUUUUUUGGGCUUGGAAGUUGUUAGAUUUGAUAAAGGUAUUAGCAUUUGUCAGAGGAAAUAUGCACUAGAGUUAAUAGCUAAUUCUAGUUUGUCUGCCACUAAACCUGUUUUGAUUCCUUUGGACCAAAAUGUGAAGUUUACAUAUGAGACUUAUGACAAGCUUAUAAAUAAUGCUGAUGAUCCAGUUCUUUUUUAUCCAACAAUUUAUCAAAGACUUAUAGGUAUGGAUUCAACUGGUAGUCGUCCCACAGUUAAUACGAAUGUAAGUGAAACUGACACUACAGCUAGUAGCCCCCCGAACAAUGAAAAUGAAGGUAAUCCAAUCCACAGAAAGAAAAGAGGUAAGACAUCUGUGGUCUGGUCAGGUUUUACGGUGGUGGUGCUACCCACUGGUACGAAAAAGGCAGAAUGCAACUAUUGUAAGACCAGACUCACCAUUAAUGCAUCCCGAAGCACUACUGCUUUUUUGAGACAUUUGAAAGUGUGUGAAUCACGAGUUGUUUCCUAG
Molecule: messenger RNA, 648 nt
Organism: Pistacia vera
Lineage: Eukaryota; Viridiplantae; Streptophyta; Magnoliopsida; Sapindales; Anacardiaceae
Exons: 2
Coding region: 1-648 (215 amino acids)
Molecular function (GO): DNA binding
Source: RefSeq, a predicted model, not a curated record